Messenger RNA from Parascedosporium putredinis, 1230 nucleotides. The record is from the annotation of a GenBank genome assembly. NCBI's taxonomy places the organism in Eukaryota, Fungi, Ascomycota, Sordariomycetes, Microascales, Microascaceae.
AUGUCUGCCAGGAUUCCCGCCAUUGCGCUUGACCGCGUAAGCGAGAGGGCUCGCAAGACCCUCGACGUCGUCGCCAAGUUUCCCCGCGAGCACGAAAACCUUCUCAUUACUCACACGCACACGCCCCACAGUGCCGACCCCGUUCUCGAAGCCCAGAUCGGCGAGGGCGACGAGCGAUGGAAGAGCCACCCCGCCAUCAUCGAGGAGCUCAAGAAGCGCGCGCGCGCCCUCGGCCUCUGGAACAUGUUCUUCCCCAAGGGCCACUACAAGGAGUCGCCCGGCUUCAGCAACCUCGAGUACGGCCUCAUGGCCGAGUGGCUCGGCCGCUCCCGCGUCGCCUCCGAGGCGACCAACUGCGCCGCCCCCGACACCGGCAACAUGGAGGUCCUGGCCAAGUACGGCAACGAGGCCCAGAAGCAGAGGUGGUUGGCGCCCCUCAUGGAGGGCAAGAUUCGCUCCGCCUUCUUGAUGACCGAGCCCGAUGUGGCGAGCUCCGACGCUACCAACAUUCAGCUUACCAUGACGAGGGAGGGCAACGAGUACGUCCUCAACGGCUCCAAAUGGUGGUCCAGCGGUGCCGGCGACCCUAGGUGCCAGAUCUACAUCGUCAUGGGCAAGAGCGAUCCCAAGAACGCCGACACCUACAAGCAGCAGUCCGUCAUCCUCGUCCCCUCCGACACCCCCGGAAUCACCAUCCACCGCAUGCUCCAGGUCUACGGCUACGACGACGCCCCCACGGCCACGGCCACAUUACCUUCAACAACGUUCGCGUCCAUCGGCGCUGCCGAGCGUGCCCUCGACUGGAUGCUCAUGCGCAUCAACGACCCCAAGAAGACCACCUUUGGCAAGCAGCUCAAGGAGCACGGCGUCAUCCUCGAGUGGGUCGCCCGGUCGCGCAUCGAGAUCGACGCCGCGCGUCUGCUCGUCCUCAACGCCGCCAUCAAGAUGGACACCCUCGGCCCCAAGGCCGCGCUCAAGGAGAUUGCCGAGGCCAAGGUCAUGGUGCCCCAGAUGGCGCUCACCGUCAUCGACCGCGCCAUCCGCACCCUCAGGCUCGCCGACGGGCCCGACGAGGUCCACCUUCGGCAAAUGGGCAGGAACGAGGCCAAGCGCGGCAAGGAGACGGCGGCCAUGAUCCAGUGGCAGAACGAGAAGACGGCGGAGCUCUUCAAGAUCUUUGGCGGCCAAAAGUACCAGCCCGGUACCAACAUUGUCAAGUCCAAGAUCUAA